AUGAGGGAUAGACCGAGUCUUCAAGUGCAUCUAUCUAGAUUGAGGAACCUCCCUCAAGAGACAUUGAAACGGUAUCAUGCAUUAAGUAAGAGGAAUAAGGUGAUGGUCUUACUUCAUGUGGUUAUGCUAGCGGCGGUGAUCAUCAUCACUCCAUCGAGAAUAGGAAGAUGGUUUAAUAGUGUAGCUCUAUCGAUACAGAGUCUAGGCCCUUGGGGAAUGUUGGUAUGUGCGGCCAUGGUCGUGCUCUCAUCCCAUCCCCCAUUGUUCGGCUUCGCAGCAUCCAUGACUCUCAUUGGUUUCAUAUACGGUAUUCAUCCCGGUUUUCUCCUAGCCUGUGCAUCAUCAAUGACAGGAGGUGCCAUCUCUUUCCUCUCUGUCAGACGUUUCUUUCACGGAAUUAUCAAGCCUAAUGAGAAAUGGGAAGCAUUCGGACAUGUUAUGAAAGCCAAAGGGUUGCCGUUGGUCAUUAUGAUUCGAUAUUGUCCUUUACCUUGGGCAGUGGGAAACGGAUUGUUUGCUUCUAUCGAAAGUGUCAAAUUCUGGCAUCUCAUGGUCGCCAACUUAGCCAUGCAACCCCGUCUUCUAAUUCCAGUCUUUAUAGGCUCCCGUCUUUCCUCCUUAUCAGGCGAAGAACCAACUCAUGACCCACUUCGUUUCUGGCUCAAUCUCAUCUCCAUAGGUCUAUCCGGUUGUUUCUCCGUCGGAACAGGCGUUUGGAUUUAUCGUCUGACCCUCGACCAAAUGCGCAAGUUGGAUCAAGGUUUACCAGGAGAAGGAGAAUUGGCAGCUGAGGCUUUGGAAGAAGGUAGGUUAUUGGAUGAUUAUAGUGAAGAGGAAGAAGGGGAAGAUUUGGUAUUGAGAGAAGGGAGGUUGAAGAGGAAAUCUUCCGGAACGGAUCAGGGCUCAGUCACGAGCAAUGGUGGCGGGGGUGGAAUAGGAGGUUUGGGAGGUUCUUUACAACGUCGAACUUCAGGAAGUGUACCAGUCUCACCGAAUAUGUAA
Molecule: messenger RNA, 1002 nt
Organism: Tremella mesenterica DSM 1558
Lineage: Eukaryota; Fungi; Basidiomycota; Tremellomycetes; Tremellales; Tremellaceae
Exons: 5
Coding region: 1-1002 (333 amino acids)
Biological process (GO): mitotic spindle elongation; vesicle-mediated transport
Cellular component (GO): Golgi membrane
Source: RefSeq, a predicted model, not a curated record